AUGGCCAAUCGUCCUGUCCAUUCGCGGCUGGCUUCUCGGGGGGAUCCACACAGGACCUUUGUGUUCCCUAUUGGUAUGCGCAGAACAGCUCUCUCCAGAUCCAUCCGGAUGCAAAAUACUUCACAAGUGUCUGCGGACGGGAUCAAACGUCGCAUCGACGUGCACCACCACAUUUUCCCCAACACCCUUCGCAAGGCAGAGCAGAGCAAGGCUGUCGGUUUCCGCACCCCCCCAGAAAAUUUGCCCUGGUCGCCAGCCGUCAGCCUGCAGGCUAUGGAUGCCCUGGGCAUCGACAUCGCCGUCCUCUCUCUGCCUGCGGGUGUCCCCUGCGGUCCAAUUGGCCCAGAGAAUUGCCAGGCAGCCAGAGAACUCAACCUGCUGAUGGCUCAAGUGUGCGAAAUGCACCCCGGGCGGUUUGGUUUUUUCGCAUGUUUGCCCAUUCCGGGUGACACGAACACUGCGCUUGAUGAGCUGGCAUUCGCUCUCGAUGAGCUGCAUGCGGAUGGUAUUGCCCUGCCGUCUUCAUAUGGCGAGGGCAGCAGCGCCACCUACCUUGGCGAUGACCUUUAUGAUCCGAUCUGGGAGGAGCUCAACCGCCGAGGGACUGUGGUGUUUCUCCACGGCACCCAGACGCCCUCUUCCAAUCCAUACCCACAUCCUUUUCUUGGCCUCCCCAUCACGGAGGUUCCUAAUGAAACAUACAAAGGCGCCGCACACCUUGUCGUCACGGGGAAGAAGCGCAAAUUUUCCAACGUCAAAAUUAUUCUCUCCCAUCUCGGAGGCAGCACAAUUUCGCUCGCCCCACGCGUCGCGGUGUUGUCCAAACAUAUGGGGUGCCCGCUGUCACCUGAAGAGAUCCUACAGGACUUUCAGAGUUUCUACUAUGAGACUGCGCUGAGUGCCCACAAGGCGACCCUCAGUGCACUCAAGAGUUUUGUCGGACCUGAUCGUGUUCUGUUCGGCACUGACUUCCCCGCGGUGAACAAGGACAUGGCAACUUGGUACACAGAAAAUUUGGAUCAAUUUUACAGUGAUGACCCAGAACAAUUGGAGGCCAUAAACAAUGGAAAUGCUCUCAGUCUCAUUCCGACCUUACGAAGAUUGCUUUCGAGGGCUAACGGAUCUGAGGCUAUGUAA
Molecule: messenger RNA, 1137 nt
Organism: Fibroporia radiculosa
Lineage: Eukaryota; Fungi; Basidiomycota; Agaricomycetes; Polyporales; Fibroporiaceae
Exons: 7
Coding region: 1-1137 (378 amino acids)
Biological process (GO): secondary metabolic process
Cellular component (GO): cytoplasm
Molecular function (GO): hydrolase activity; carboxy-lyase activity
Source: RefSeq, a predicted model, not a curated record